Molecule: messenger RNA, 1541 nt
Organism: Neopelma chrysocephalum (saffron-crested tyrant-manakin)
Lineage: Eukaryota; Metazoa; Chordata; Aves; Passeriformes; Pipridae
Gene: ACTR10
Product: actin related protein 10 homolog
Exons: 12
Coding region: 68-1249 (393 amino acids)
Biological process (GO): retrograde axonal transport of mitochondrion
Source: RefSeq, a predicted model, not a curated record
GAGGAGCGGGAGGGGAGGGAAGGGAAAGGGAGGGAAAAGGGAAGGAAGGAGGGAGCGAAGGGCCGCGAUGCCGCUGUACGAGGGGCUCGGCAGCGGCGGGGAGAAAACCGCCGUGGUGAUCGACCUGGGACAGGCCUUCACCAAGUGUGGCUUUGCAGGAGAAACAGGACCAAGAUGCAUCAUCCCCAGUGAGAUAAAGAAACCUGAUGUCUCAAAGCCUGUCAGGGUGGUUCAGUACAACAUUAACACCGAAGAGCUGUAUUCCUACCUGAAGGAAUUUAUCCACAUGCUGUAUUUCAGGCACCUGCUGGUGAAUCCCCGAGACCGUCGCGUUGUGAUCAUAGAAUCGGUCCUGUGCCCUUCCCACUUCAGAGACACCCUCACAAGGGUCCUGUUCAAGCAUUUUGAGGUCCCUUCUGUUUUGUUUGCUCCAAGUCACCUGAUGUCUCUCCUGACCCUUGGGAUCAAUUCUGCCAUGGUGCUGGACUGUGGAUAUGCAGAAAGCUUGGUGCUGCCUAUCUAUGAAGGAAUUCCGAUCCUGAGCUGCUGGGGUUCCCUGCCCCUGGGAGGAAGGGCCAUCCACAAUACAGAGAACCAGGCUGAGUUCUUGGCUGUCUUUAACUACCUUUUCCGUACGUGCUUUGUGAGUGAUCUCCAGCGUGGGCUGAAGAUCCAGGCAGCCAAGUUCAACAUUGAUGGCAGUGCUGAGCGUCCUUCACCGCCUCCAGACGUGGACUAUCCUUUGGAUGGAGAAAAGAUUCUCCAUGUGGUUGGCCCCAUCAGAGACUCCGUGGUGGAAAUACUGUUUGAACAGGAUAAUGAAGAGACAUCUGUUGCCACUUUGAUCUUGGAUUCCCUCGUUCAGUGCCCCAUAGACACCAGGAAGCAGCUGGCAGAGAACCUGGUGGUGAUCGGGGGCACCGCGAUGCUCCCGGGAUUCCUCCACAGGCUCAUGGCAGAGAUCAGGUACCUGGUGGAGAAACCCAAGUACAAGGAAGCCCUGGCCACCAAAACCUUCAGGAUUCACACCCCACCUGCCAAACCCAACUGUGUGGCCUGGCUGGGAGGAGCCAUUUUUGGAGCACUCCAGGACAUACUCGGGAGCCGAUCCGUGUCCAAGGAAUAUUACAGCCAGACAGGCCGCAUUCCCGACUGGUGCUGCCUGAACAAUCCUCCUCUGGAAAUGAUGUUUGAUGUUGGAAAAGCACCCCCACCAUUGAUGAAAAGGGCUUUUUCUACAGAGAAAUAAGCACCUACGCGUUACACAAGGAUUCUGCACCGUUUCAGAUACAUGUGCAUUGGGUUUCGUUUUUUAUGAAGUACUUUGUGUGUAACACUAUUAAAUAUCAACAACCUGGAUGUUUUCAGGGAGUGUAGGCACUAACAUUAUUUAAAAACAUGUCCAGUUAUAGUUUAAAAACUUCACUCUGGCAACUCCUGUGCUCUUUUGUCUUGUUCUGAAGAAAUUCUGCACUGUCAUGAGUUGUACCCUCCUGAUUUGUUUGUUAUUUAUCUGUAUAGUAAAUGGCACUGCUGAAAGA